AUGUCGCUUUGUCGAACUAGAUUGCAAGAAGAGAGGAAACUGUGGAGAAAAGAUCAUCCUUUUGGGUUUUACGCUAAGCCAACGAAGAGUCAGGAUGGAAGUUUAGAUCUUACUCAGUGGACUGCUGGAAUACCAGGAAAGGCGAAUACAUUGUGGCAAAAUGCCACUUACCCUGUCACGAUAGCAUUUCCAGAUGAAUAUCCUUCUAAACCUCCUAAGGUCAAAUUUCCGGCCGGCUUUUAUCAUCCAAACGUGUAUCCUAGUGGUACGGUGUGUCUCUCUAUCUUGAAUGAAGAGCAAGAUUGGAGACCCGCAAUUACGUUAAAGCAGAUUGUUUUAGGGAUACAGGAGCUCUUAGACUCCCCAAACCCAGACUCCCCGGCCCAAGAACCUGCCUGGAAAGCGUUCAGUAAGGACAAGGAGACUUAUGAGAAAAAGGUCAAAGAGCAAUCCAAGAGAUAUGCAAAUGCGGCCUGA
Messenger RNA from Priceomyces carsonii, 477 nucleotides. RefSeq names its product E2 SUMO-conjugating protein. Gene Ontology annotation, molecular function: SUMO conjugating enzyme activity. Bases 1 to 477 code for a protein of 158 amino acids. Gene Ontology annotation, biological process: protein sumoylation. NCBI's taxonomy places the organism in Eukaryota, Fungi, Ascomycota, Pichiomycetes, Serinales, Debaryomycetaceae. The record is from RefSeq and is a predicted model, not a curated record. The transcript has a single exon. Gene Ontology annotation, cellular component: nucleus.